AGCUCUCUCUCUCCCCCCCUUUUUUUUCAACCCCCCUUUCACAGGAAGUAGUGCAAAACAUUAAAAAAAAAAAUUCAAAAGCUUUGCUUUUAAACCCACCCACCCCCCCGCUCCAAAAAAAAGAAGCAUCUUUGGGUACUGACUUAUGCAUUUGCAACCCAGCUUUGCCAUUCGGAUCCACGCUGCCAUUGGCAGGAAGAAGAUAGGAGGUUACGAAGAUGCCCCGGCGGAAGGCGGAUGCAGCCAGUUCGGGGAACGGCACAGGGGCAGCGCGCAAACGGGCAAGCACCGGCCGGGGGCCCGCGUUGAACGCCAAGAAAAAAAAAAGGAGUGGUGGGGGUAGCAGCAGCAGUAGCAGCAACAAUGGUGGCGGGGGCAGCAGUGGAGAGGAGCAGGACGGACUGGUGUUGCCCAUACUCUCGGCCCCCGGAGGAAGCAAGAAGGCGCCCCGGCCCGGAGGGCGAGAACAGCAGAACCCCCCCGGCUUGCAGUCAUCCCAGGCCGCCGUGGUAGUCAACGAGCCCGAGCACACCAAGGAGCGCAUUAAGUUGGAGGGCUCGAAGUGUAAAGGACAGCUUUUGAUAUUUGGAGCCACCAACUGGGACUUGAUUGGCCGGAAAGAAGUCCCAAAACAGCAAGCUGCUUAUCGCAACCUUGGCCAGAACCUGUGGGGGCCGCACAGGUACGGAUGUCUCUCGGGAGUCCAAGUCCGGACGGUAAUUUCGGGCCCGUGUGCCGCUCACAACCUCUUCAUCACAGUGGAAGGGAAGCUGUGGAGCUGGGGGCGCAACGACAAAGGACAACUGGGCCAUGGAGAUACCAAGCGGGUCGACGCCCCCAAACCUAUCGAGGUGCUCAGCAGUGACACAGUUGUGUCGGCCGCUUGUGGGCGCAACCACACACUGGCCCUCACAGAGAACGGAUCCGUUUUUGCUUUCGGAGAGAACAAGAUGGGGCAGCUUGGAUUGGGGAACCAGACUGACGCCAUUCCUAGUCCUACGCAGAUCAUGUACAACGGCCAGCCGAUUACCAAGGUGGCUUGCGGGGCAGAGUUUAGCAUGAUUAUGGAUUGCAAAGGGAAUCUUUACUCGUUCGGUUGUCCUGAGUACGGACAGCUAGGGCACAACUCUGACGGGAAAUUCAUCGCCCGAGCCCAGAGGAUAGAAUACGACUGCGAGCUGGUUCCCCGUCGCGUAGCCAUCUUCCUUGAGAAGACCAAAGAUGGGCAGAUCCUACCGGUCCCGAACAUCGUCGUGAGGGAUGUGGCGUGCGGUGCAAAUCACACGCUCAUCCUGGACUCACAGAAACGUGUCUUCUCCUGGGGAUUUGGCGGUUACGGCCGAUUAGGACACGCGGAGCAGCGGGACGAGAUGGUGCCACGGUUAGUGAAGCUUUUCGACUUCCCUGGCCGUGGGGCUGCACAGAUCUACGCAGGCUACACCUGCUCUUUUGCAGUCAGUGAAACAGGAGGCCUGUUUUUCUGGGGAGCGACGAACACUUCCCGAGAGUCGACGAUGUACCCCAAAACUGUGCAGGAUCUGUGUGGCUGGAAAAUCCGCAGUUUGUCCUGUGGGAAGAGCAGCAUCAUAGUGGCAGCAGAUGAGAGCACCAUCAGCUGGGGGCCUUCUCCUACCUUUGGAGAGCUGGGUUACGGAGAUCACAAGCCGAAGUCAUCAACUGCUGCUCAGGAGGUGAAAACGCUGGAUGGGAUUUACACAGAACAGGUCGCCAUGGGCUACGCGCACUCCUUGGCGAUUGCCCGCGACGAGAGCGAAGCCGAAAAGGAGAAAAUCAAGAGAUUGCCAGAAUACAACCCACGCACCCUCUGACCCGGGCAGGGGACUCUUCCCUCAACCAGGCGAGCUGCUGAAUGCACCGCGGUCGGCGGUUGGCGAAGAGAGACCGCGGGCCCCUCCGUGCGUUUUGUUAGACUUCUCAGCUAUUGGUUUUUAUACGCCAUUUGAAGUUUUAACUACCUGUUGCUAGGACUCUUCUGUGCCCUGCUCCUUCCACUCCAUCUUUUUCUCCCAAGGUGGCUUGUUUGUAUUUUGUAUUCCUUUUGUAUUUUUUUUGUGGUGGUGGUGGUGGAGGAUAAAUUGAAGUCCAUUCAUCCCUUUUUCGGUCACUAUAGUCCGAUGGAAACUUCAGGAGCAUUUUUGCCCCAUUUGUUCGUCCCCCUCUUAAGCCUGUUUGGGACCAGCAAGCCAGCAUUGAAAGUUUUUUUUUUUUUUCUACUGCAAAGAGUGGCCUAUGCUUUGUGUUUUGUCCCCGAAGAAGGUGCUAUUAUUAUUUUUUAAUUCCUGUGCCUUUUUUUUUCUAAUUUCCUUUGGUAUGAUUGGGCACCAGGCCUCUUGAGUUCAAGAGUUCCCAUUGAUUUUACGUUGAGCGAUUUGUGGCACUGUGUUUCGGGCUGCCACAGAUGCAGAUUGGCAUUGAGUUCUUUUGUGAUGCCCAGCGUUGUUUUCUUACAACCUGAUGUGGGUGGGCAUCUGGGGGAAGGGGAGGAGACUUAUACAUUUUCCUUGAAAGUGGCAAUUGUUCUGAGAUUAGGUGGCUAACCACAGGAAGAGUUUAGAACAAAUGAAGUGAACUUUUUGCCUUGAAACAUAUCUGGAGUGAACUAAUACUCACUCUGUCUCUCUCUGUCUCUCUCUGUCUCUCUGUCUCCCUGUCCCUUUCUCUCUCUCUCUCUCUCUCUUUCAUUCCCUCUCUCCGUCACCUAAAUUCUGGUACUUAAGCUCGGAAAAAACCUCCUUCUCUUGUUUCUCUUUUUCUCUUUAUUUGUUGGGAUCCACUUUGCUAGAAAGUGAAAAUUUCAAGCCCCUCUUUUGAAAGAGCUAUUUCUUUAGAUCAUUGAAUGGCAGCUGAGAGGUGGGUUCAGACUGACGGCCUCCUAAAACUUAGAAUAUUUUGAGCCUGGGAAACGCUGCAGACCCCUUCUCUUGAACCCCUAAAGAGGUAAACCACCUUUUGAUCCCUGAUUGAGAAAACUGCAAAAGUUUCCCAGAAAAAGCAGGAGAUGCGUUUCCAAGCCUGAUGGGAAUUUAAUGCACAGCUGUCUUUAUUUUCCACCAUUUCGGUUUUUUUUGUGGGAUGGGAAUUUUGUGCCUUGAAAGCUACACACAUUGCUCUUUUUUUUCCGGUUGGUUUAUUGAGAGGGACAGGACGCUUUCCCGUUUCACCAUCGUUGGCAUCUCUCGAUGGGUUUUGGCCACCUUUCAACCUGCUAACUUUGAGUUAGAAUAAUGAGCAAUCAAUCAGGGAAAAAAAUUAACGGAAACCCACCACUGAUGGAUGGCACUUUUGGGAAAGUUGGAAGGCAGCACCUGCUGAUUUGAUGCUAAAUUUUCAAGUGAGCAAAAUCAGGAUUGCCAAUUUACGUUAUCAAACGCUUUCUGAGCAUCCAAGAUUAAUGCUAAUUGUGGAUGUCGACUCUUUGCACAGGUCUGUUUCAAAAUAUUUUCUCCUCCUUUUCCUGUUUUGGUACGUUCAGCCUCUGAUACCCCCUUUACUGUUUUAUUCAUUUUUCCCGAUGUUCCUCUUCUUCAUUGGUGAGGGACUUCAUUAUGAGGGACCGACAGACACUUUCACCAUCAUUGUAAGGUAGCGGGGGAUAAUUUAUUUGCCAUGGGAGAGAAAGAAGGGAAAGAGGUACUUCCAUUUUCACCAAAGAAACAACUUGUUUUUGUGCUAAUUAAAAAGUUUUUUGAUUUCGACCUGGUUGGCCUAAAGGUUUGCGUUUAAAACUGCUGACUUUUUUUUCUUCACCAAGGUGAAGGGCUCGGCGGUAUGAGAACCAAUUAAAGUUAAAUGAGAUGGGGAAAAAGUUUUUAGCCUAGUCUUGUCACUCUCUUUUGUUUUUCCCUCCACUUUUUUUUUAAUAUAUAUUUCUCAAAUGUUUAAAUAAAUGAUGGGUUUGUUUAGA
This is a messenger RNA of Thamnophis elegans (Western terrestrial garter snake), 3925 nucleotides long. RefSeq names its product regulator of chromosome condensation 2 (gene RCC2). The transcript has 13 exons. The coding region runs from base 219 to 1829 and encodes 536 amino acids. Lineage: Eukaryota; Metazoa; Chordata; Lepidosauria; Squamata; Natricidae. The record is from RefSeq and is a predicted model, not a curated record.